UGUCUGGGGCUCGGGGUCCCGCGCCGGCAGCUAUCCGGCUUCAUCAUGGGGGUGCAGGGCCUCUGGAAGCUGCUGGAGUGCUCGGGGCGGCCGGUGAACCCCGAGACGCUGGAGGGGAAGAUCCUGGCUGUGGACAUCAGUAUUUGGUUAAACCAGGCCCUCAAAGGAGUCCGGGACCGCCAUGGCAACUCGGUGGAGAACCCUCAUCUCCUCACCUUAUUCCAUCGGCUCUGCAAGCUGCUGUUUUUCCGAAUCCGUCCGAUUUUUGUCUUCGACGGGGACGCCCCUUUGCUGAAGAAACAGACCCUGGCCAAGAGAAGGCAGAGGAAGGAAUUAGCCACCAGCGAUGCCAAGAAAACCAGAGACAAGCUGCUGAAGACGUUCCUGAAGAGACAAGCCCUCAAAACCACACUGAAAAGCAAAAGGGAUGACCCGCUGCCCAGCCUCACCACAGUGAACCGCCAGGACGACAUCUAUGCUUUGCCUCCUUUGCAACAAGACAUGAAAAACAGCUCUGAAGAAGAAGAUGAAAAAGAAUGGCAAGAAAGAAUGAGUCAGAAGCAAGCGUUACAGGAAGAAUUCUUCCACAAUCCUCAUUCAAUUGAUGUGGAGUCUGAAGACUUUGCCAGCCUGCCCCUGGAAGUCAAGCACGAAAUUUUGACUGACAUGAAGGAGUUCACCAAGCGGAGAAGGACUUUGUUCGAGGCCAUGCCUGAGGAGUCCAACGACUUCUCCCGGUAUCAGCUCCAAGGCCUGCUGAAGAAGAACUUCCUGAACCAGCACAUCGAAAACGUACAGAAAGAGAUGAACCAGCGGCACUCGGGGCAGAUCCAGAAGCAGUAUGAGGAUGAAGGCGGCUUCGUCAAGGAGGUGGAGACCCGCCGAGUGGUCUCCGAGGAUACCUCGCAUUACAUCCUCAUAAAAGGCAUCCAGGCCAAGCAGGAGGAGGCCCCUGAUGCCGUCCCAGCAUCCAGUGGGCUGUCCAGUGCAGGUCCCAGGUCACAGCCGGACUCUCGCCCUCCGUCCCCGAGGACCCUGCGGGCUCUGCAAGCAGCAGUGUUGGGGAGCAGCUCAGAAGAGGAGCAGGAGGAGCGGCGGGUGCAGCAGAACGGUGCCAUCUCCCCGGCCACCCUCCGAGCCAUCCAGAGAGCCCUGGACGAAGACGAUGAGGACCAGGAAGACCAGCACAGGGGCCCGGGCCCAUCCAGGAAGGGAGCACUUGGAGCGGCUGCCCCACCGCCUAGGCUGUGUGCAGGGGAUGCAGCUGCAGACGGUGCCCCAGGGCCACGGCCCCCCUGCCACCACUUGGUGGAGAGCCCCGGCCCUGUCAUGGGGGACAGUGACAGUGAUGGUGGUGAGAAAGGGCCUAGUGGGCUGCUUUGCUCCAGCCUCGCGGAGAGCACUGAGCCUACGCGGGAGGAAGAAGCGUGGACACCGGCUGUGGCCAGCAUUCAGGACACCCAUGAGUGUGGACAGGCCUUGUCCCCUAUACCCCAGGUCCCCCCUGGCCCUGUGACGGGGAGCCAGGGGGGUGGAGAGGCAGCUGCUGUGGGUCGGUGCGAGAUUCCUACCCUGAUGGUUGGAGCCCCCAGCCCAGAGGCCACCAGACCUGCAGCUCUCGCCUCGGACAUGGGCAAGACCAGCGUGCAGGGAUCACCCAGUGGGCAGAGCACAGGCAGUGUGCAGGGAGCAUCUGAUGUGGAGGGAGCACUGGGUGUUCAGGGAACAUCCAAUAUGGAGAGAGCAGGGAGCAUGCCUGGAGCACCAGACGUGCAGGAAAUAUCUGGCGUGCAGGGAGCACUGGGCAUCCAGGAAGCAUCAAAUGUUCAGGGAACACCUGGCAUGCAGAGAGCAGACAGCACACAGGGAGCACUGGGAUUGCAGGGAGCACUGGGUGUUCAGGGAGUACCAGAUGUGCAAGGAACACCCAGUGUUCAGAGAGCAGACAGUUUGCAGGGAGCACCAGGAUUGCAGGGAACACUCAGCGUGCAGGGAGCACCCUUCUCCCCUUUUGAGGCAGCACACAAUUCCGGUUCCUCCACCAUCCCUGCGUCCGCACUCCAGCUGGGGACACUGGACUCCACCGAUGAUGAUUUCCUGGAUGGCCAGAGCAAAGCAGACUCCGCAGACAGUGACUCCGAUGGAAGUUUCAUUGAAGUGCAGAGUGUGGCUAAUAACGAGGAGCUUCAAGCUGAGCUAGACGAAACUUCCAGACCUCUCUCUGGACAAGAGGAUGAGGAGCCUGGCGAAACAGAGAGCAGGGAAGGUUCUGUGGACUCUGAGGGUCUCCCCCAAGACAGCUCUGAAAGCCAGGCCUCGGACCAGGAGCCACCCGAUCAGACUGAGAGAGAUGCACACGAUUCACCCAAUGAAUGGGAAGACAUUGAUCUGGAGGAACUGGAAACCCUCGAGAACAGCCUGUUAGCCCAGCAGAACUCCCUGAAAGCUCAGAAGCAGCAGCAGGAACGCAUGGCUGCCACAGUGACGGGCCAGAUGUUCCUGGAGAGCCAGGAACUGUUACGCCUCUUUGGGGUCCCCUACAUUGAGGCCCCCAUGGAGGCAGAGGCUCAGUGUGCCCUCUUGGAUCUCACCGACCAGACUUCUGGAACCAUCACUGAUGACAGCGAUAUCUGGCUGUUUGGGGCCCGGCACGUCUACAAAAACUUCUUCAAUAAAAACAAGUUUGUGGAAUAUUACCAGUACGUGGACUUUCACAACCAGUUAGGCUUAGACCGGAGCAAACUGAUCAACUUAGCUUAUUUGCUGGGAAGUGACUAUACAGAAGGAAUCCCAAGUGUGGGCUGUGUUACAGCCAUGGAGAUUCUCAACGAGUUCCCUGGACAAGGCCUGGAACCUCUGCUGAAGUUCUCCACAUGGUGGCGUGAAGCCCAGCAGAGCCGGAAGGUGCGGCCUGACCCCCGCGACACCAAGGUGAAGAGCAAGCUGCGGGGCCUGCAGCUGUCCCCCGGCUUCCCUGACCCUGCUGUGGCCGCCGCCUACCUGCGGCCCGUGGUGGACGAGGCCCGAGGCUCCUUCCUCUGGGGUAGCCCCGACCUGGACCGGCUCAGGGAACCAUGAGCCUUAACUGCCCGCAUGUUCUGUCAGCGCUACUUCGGCUGGAGCCAUGCCAAGACGAAUGAGUCCCUGUCCCCGGUGCUGAAGCAGCUGAAUAGGCAGCAGACACAGCUUCGGAUCGAUUCCUUCCUGCGCCUGGCUCAGCAUGACCGCCUGGAAGCGAAGGGCCUGAGGAGCCAGAGGCUGAACCGGGCUGUGACGUGCCUGCUGCGGAAGGAGCGGGAGGAGGCUGAGGCUGGGACUGGAGAAUCAGCCCCCAGGAACCCCAUAAAGCGAAGCCCAACGGGAGGCGAGGCCCCCGGCCCCAAGCGCGCACGUGGUGGGUUCCUGGGACAAGCCCGCAUGUCAGCACCCCUGGACCAGGACAUGUGCCAGCCUGCUGGGCUAGACACACCCAGGACGCAGCUGCAGAGCUCGGGUGAUACCCAGAAACCUCCUGCUCGGCCCCCCAGGAGCUCAAGCAGCUCUAGUGAGGAGGAGCCUGAGCAGGUGGAGCAGAGCCUGGUGACAGCCAGAUCUGUGUUCAGGGCCCAGAGAAGGGGAAGAGGAAGAGGAAGAGGAAGAGGGAGGAAGAAAGCCCGGGUUUAAGCUCUGCUUCUGGAGGGCAAGACUGCACUUAGAACCACC
Molecule: messenger RNA, 3702 nt
Organism: Suncus etruscus (white-toothed pygmy shrew)
Lineage: Eukaryota; Metazoa; Chordata; Mammalia; Eulipotyphla; Soricidae
Gene: ERCC5
Product: ERCC excision repair 5, endonuclease
Exons: 15
Biological process (GO): nucleotide-excision repair
Cellular component (GO): nucleus
Molecular function (GO): DNA endonuclease activity; single-stranded DNA binding
Source: RefSeq, a predicted model, not a curated record